AUCGGUUUUUAUUAAUUUGUCUUCAAUGUCUUAUUCCACAGUUUUGAUGAAUUAUGUUUUACUUUCAAUACAUACAAUUAUGCAAUUGAUAAUAUAAACUUUCAAAUAUUAUAGACUUUCAACUGGGCGCAUAUUGCCGGAUUGCAGGCCUGUAGAUUUCAUGGCUUUCCUUAAAAUCUCUUGAAGAGUAUCCCUACUGCACAUAAGAUGGGUAAGGAGGACAAAGCGACUUGGAAGUCUAACUUCUUCACCAAACUUGUGCAACUUCUGGAUGACUAUCCAAAGUGCUUUAUCGUCGGAGCUGACAAUGUCGGCUCGAAGCAGAUGCAGCAGAUUAGGAUGAGUCUGCGAGGAUCAGCUGUUGUGCUCAUGGGCAAGAACACCAUGAUGCGAAAGGCCAUCAGAGGUCACAUCGAGAGGAACCAAGCUCUCGAGAAGCUGCUGCCUCACAUCAAGGGCAACGUUGGCUUCGUGUUCACACGCACCGACCUGGUCGAGGUGCGCGACAAGCUGCUGGAGAACAAAGUGCGAGCCCCAGCCAGGAACGGAGCCAUCGCUCCCUGCCCGGUCGUCAUCCCAGCACAGAACACUGGUCUCGGACCCGAGAAGACCUCUUUCUUCCAGGCUCUCUCCAUCCCCACCAAGAUCUCAAAGGGAACAAUUGAAAUUAUCAAUGACGUGCACAUUCUGAAAGAGGGUGACAAGGUAGGCGCCAGCGAAGCCACGCUCCUCAACAUGCUCAACAUCUCUCCGUUCUCGUACGGUCUGCUUGUGCAAAUGGUCUACGACUCCGGCACCAUUUUCGAGCCCAAGAUCCUCGACAUCAAGCCCGAAGACCUCAGAGUCAAAUUCAUGGAGGGAGUUGCUAAGCUGGCAGCAGUGUGCCUCUGCAUCAAUUACCCGACCACGGCCUCGGUGCCGCACAGCAUUGUCAACGGAUUCAAGAACCUGUUGAGCAUUGCGGCUGUCACCGACGUCGAGUUCAAGGAAGCCAACACUGUCAAAGAGUUCUUGAAGGAUCCAUCGAAGUUCGCCGCAGUGGCAGCAGCCCCAGCUGCAGCUGCUGCAGCUCCCGUCAAACAGGAGAAGAAGGAAGAAAAGAAGGAGGAGUCUGAGGCAUCCGAUGACGAUAUGGGCUUUGGAUUGUUUGAUUAAGAACAUCAUCCCCAUCCAGAUUUUUUAAAGAAAAUAAAAAUCUAAAAACCUGA
Messenger RNA from Nilaparvata lugens (brown planthopper), 1208 nucleotides. It is a transcript of the gene RpLP0, whose product is annotated as 60S acidic ribosomal protein P0. Gene Ontology annotation, biological process: cytoplasmic translation; ribosome biogenesis; ribosomal large subunit assembly. The transcript is spliced from 7 exons. The coding region runs from base 208 to 1155 and encodes 315 amino acids. Gene Ontology annotation, molecular function: large ribosomal subunit rRNA binding; structural constituent of ribosome. Lineage: Eukaryota; Metazoa; Arthropoda; Insecta; Hemiptera; Delphacidae. Gene Ontology annotation, cellular component: cytosolic large ribosomal subunit. The record is from RefSeq and is a predicted model, not a curated record.